CUUCCCUUCUUAAAAAUCAGCCUUCUCUGAAAUGUUCCUUCAGACGUCCCAUCUCUCUCCUCUUCUCUCUCUCUAAACACAACCUCCUCUAUGGAAUCCGUUACUCGGCGAUGAUUUCAACUCCCGCCGUUCAUUCCUCGCGAUAUUUUCACUAAUGCAACUCUUCUAAGCUUUGCCUCCUCUAAAAGCCGUUGUUUCCUUUUUUAAAAAGCUACCUAAAAUUUGACUACUCUUACUUUCCGGACACCGGAAGUUUUCUCCGGCAGCUCUUUGGAGAGAAGUAAAUCCUAUCUCAACAUCGAUCUCCGGCGUCGGAAUUAUUCUUCUAUUAGAAGAAAGGAAGACAUUAAUUAAGCACUGGCUUUUUCUCUUUUUGGUUAUUAUUAUUGUCAGUAUUUGAGCUGAAUUAGCUUAAAAAAUUGAGUUAAAUUUGGCUUCGGUGAACCAAGGAAAAAUAUAGUUGUUUAAAGUUCGUGAAAAUAUUUUAAGUGUUACUAUGUUGGAUCUUAAUUUGAAUGUGGACUUGGCCGAGUCGACUCAAAACUCAGACUCGGUGGCUUUGAUGAAUAAGUAUCAGUACCAGCAGUACCAUGACCCGGAAGGAUCGGGGACGUCAAAUUCAUCAGUCGUCAAUGCGGACGCGUCCAGCAACGAUGAUUCGUGUUCUACACGCGCCUACACUGGUGAUGCUAGUAAUAGCAGUAUUAAUAAUAGUUGUGUCUACACCUUCAACUUCGAUAUAUUGAAAGUAGGUGUUGGCGGUAACUGUGGUAGAGGAAAUGAGGACGAAAACGAAAACGACGCCGUUGUGACCAAGGAGUUUUUCCCUGUGUGUGGUAAUGGGAAAGGAGUGGGUGGAGAUUACGCGAAUUCUCUUGGGCAAGCUGGGCAAGGUUCCUCGAGGAACUGGAUCGAUCUCUCAUUUGAGAAGCAGCAAGAUAUUGGUGAUCGAGAGGUGCGGGUGAUUCAGCAGCCGCCGCCGCAGCAGGUUAAGAAGAGCAGGAGAGGACCCAGGUCCAGGAGCUCGCAAUAUAGAGGAGUCACAUUCUAUAGGAGGACUGGGCGAUGGGAAUCUCAUAUAUGGGACUGUGGGAAACAAGUCUAUUUGGGUGGAUUUGAUACUGCCCAUGCUGCCGCAAGAGCCUAUGAUCGAGCUGCUAUCAAAUUUAGGGGCGUCGAUGCAGACAUCAAUUUCAGUCUAAGUGACUAUGAGGAGGAUCUGAAACAGAUGAAGAAUCUGACCAAGGAAGAAUUUGUACACAUACUUCGUCGCCAGAGUACUGGUUUCUCAAGAGGCAGCUCAAAAUAUCGAGGGGUGACACUCCACAAAUGUGGCCGAUGGGAAGCAAGGAUGGGGCAGUUCCUUGGCAAAAAGUAUAUAUAUCUUGGGCUGUUCGACAGUGAAGUAGAAGCUGCAAGGGCUUAUGACAAGGCAGCUAUCAAAUGUAAUGGAAGAGAGGCAGUGACCAACUUUGAGCCAAGUGCAUAUGAAGGGGAGAUGGUCUCUGAGGCCAUUAAUGAAGGUAGUGAACACAAUCUUGAUCUGAAUUUGGGGAUAUCCCCUGCUUUGGGCAAUGGUCCCAAGGAAAAUGAGGGGCAUCUACAGUUCCACUUUGGCCCUUUUGACAUGGAUAGCAAGAGCUCAAGGGAGAACUCAUCAGUUGCAAUGGUAGGUGAUCUACCUUUCAAAGGGCCAUUGAGGACACCAGACCAUCCAAUUUUCUGGAAUGGCGUAUACUCUAAUUUCUUUCCUAAUGAGGAAAGAGCAACAGAAAAGAGAAUUGAAUUAGGUUCUCCACAGGGAGUCCCCAACUGGGCGUGGCAAAUGCACGGUCAGGUCACUGCUACCCCAAUGACAAUGUUCUCUACUGCAGCAUCAUCAGGAUUCUCAUUUGCGGCUACCCCUCCAUCUGCUGCCAUCCUUCCAUCAAAACCACUCAAUCCAGCACCACAUCAUCUCUAUUUUCCUCCACCUGCCACCAUCACCACCAGUGCCUCUCAAUUCUACUGCCCAGUGAAACCUCCACCAUAAUGUAUUCCCUUUCUGCACUGGAAGUAGAUAGUUAAAAAAAAAAAAAAGAACAAAAAAACAGAAAUGGUAUUCAAAUUCACGAUGAAUUGAAAAUAUUGAUUUGUUAUAAUACUAAAUUCAUGCCUUGUUUCUUUUUGAUAAAACCAUGACUAUAUUGGAUUUCAUUGUUUGGGAA
Molecule: messenger RNA, 2207 nt
Organism: Jatropha curcas
Lineage: Eukaryota; Viridiplantae; Streptophyta; Magnoliopsida; Malpighiales; Euphorbiaceae
Product: ethylene-responsive transcription factor RAP2-7
Biological process (GO): regulation of DNA-templated transcription
Molecular function (GO): DNA binding; DNA-binding transcription factor activity
Source: RefSeq, a predicted model, not a curated record